Messenger RNA from Merops nubicus (carmine bee-eater), 990 nucleotides. It is a transcript of the gene OPTC, whose product is annotated as opticin. Gene Ontology annotation, molecular function: protein binding. The transcript is spliced from 6 exons. Lineage: Eukaryota; Metazoa; Chordata; Aves; Coraciiformes; Meropidae. The coding region runs from base 1 to 990 and encodes 329 amino acids. The record is from RefSeq and is a predicted model, not a curated record.
AUGUGGCCCCUGGCCUGGCUGGGCAUUGCCGGCGUGUGUCUGGGGGCAGUUUGGGCUGUCCCAGCCAAGGAGGAGAGGAGGAGGGUGGAGAAGCUAAAAGCUGAUGUUGCCCUCUAUGGAAACUUGGACCUGGACAACUAUGACCUGACGCUGGACAACUAUGGAGAGAUCCUUGACCUGAGCAACUAUGAGGAGAUCUACGACUACAACGACCUCGCUCCAAAGAUCGAGGUUGGCACCCUGGCUCCUCGCCCCAAGGACCCUGCAGCUCUCCCAGACCCAGGCACCACGGCUGAAACCCUGAAGCUGCAGCCUCUGACCACCACCAGCCACGUCCAACCAGCUCCCAGCCCUGCACAGGGCCUGCCCAGCUGCCUGCUCUGCCUGUGCAUUGGCACCUCCGUGUACUGCGACGACGCCGAGCUGGAGCAGAUCCCAGUGCUGCCCCCGGAGACCACCUACCUGUAUGCCCGCUUCAACCGCAUCGGUGCCAUCCGGGCCGGGGACUUCUCGGGGCUGAAGAAGCUGAAGCGAAUCGACCUGAGUGGCAACGUCAUCUCGUGGGCAGAUGCAGAUGCCUUCCGCCUGCUGCCCAGCCUGCAGGAGCUCCUCCUGCCCCACAACAGGCUGAGGGCUCUGCCCGAGCUGCCCCGGGGCAUCGUGCUCCUGGAUGCCCGGCUCAACAGCAUCCCCAGCGCCGGGCUGCGGCCGGAGGCUUUCCGGGACCUGAAGCAGCUGCAGUUUCUCCAUCUGUCUGAUAACCAGCUGGACUACAUCCCAACACCCCUGCCCCAGAGCCUGCGCUCCUUGCACCUACAGAACAACAACAUCCAGACCAUGCAGGAGGACACCUUCUGUGACAGCCACGACCAGAGCCAGGUCCGCAGGGCGCUGGAGGACAUCCGCCUGGACGGCAACCCCAUCAACCUGGGCCUCUUCCCCAACGCCUACUUCUGCCUGCCCCGCCUGCCCACGGGCCGCUUCUCCUGA